This is a messenger RNA of Peromyscus eremicus (cactus mouse), 3228 nucleotides long. RefSeq names its product prostaglandin F2 receptor inhibitor (gene Ptgfrn). The record is from RefSeq and is a predicted model, not a curated record. Bases 146 to 2785 code for a protein of 879 amino acids. The transcript has 9 exons. NCBI's taxonomy places the organism in Eukaryota, Metazoa, Chordata, Mammalia, Rodentia, Cricetidae.
GGCUUGCUCGGCCGGCAGGGAGAGCGGAGCAGGCGCGCGGCCCGGCAGAGCAGCCGACUCUGGAGCAGCCGGAGCUGGAGGAGGAGGAGGAGGAGCGGCGGCGGGGAAGGAGGAGGAGGUGGAGAGUCGCUCCCGCCGGCUGAGCAUGGGGCGCCCGGCGCCGAGGCCCCUGCUGCUGGCGCUCCUGUCGCUGGCUGUUUGCCGUGGCCGUGUGGUGAGAGUCCCUGUGGGCAGCCUGGUUCGCGUGGUGGGCACCGAACUGGUGAUCCCCUGUAACGUCAGUGACUAUGAUGGCCCCAGUGAGCAAAACUUUGACUGGAGCUUCUCAUCUUCGGGGAGCAGCUUUGUGGAGCUCGCCAGCACCUGGGAAGUGGGCUUCCCAGCACAGCUGUACCGGGAGCGGCUGCAGCGGGGCGACAUCCUGUUGAGGAGAACCGCCAAUGAUGCUGUGGAACUGCACAUAAAGAACGUCCAGCCCUCAGACCAGGGCCACUACAAGUGCUCAACCCCGAGCACAGAUGCCACCGUCCAGGGCAACUAUGAGGAUACAGUGCAGGUUAAAGUGCUGGCAGAUGCCCUGGUGGUGGGCCCCAGCUCCCGGCCUCCUCCAGGCCUGAGCCUGCGUGAGGGGGAGCCUUUUGAGCUUCGAUGUAUCGCGUCUACCACGUCACCGUUGCACACUCACCUGGCCCUUCGGUGGGAGCUACACCGCGGCCCAGUGCACCGCAGCAUCAUAGCCCUAAGCCACGAGGGCAGGUUUCACCCAGGCCCUGGCUAUGAGCAGCGCUACCACAGUGGCGAUGUACGCCUGGACACCGUGGGCAGCGACGCCUACCGCCUCUCUGUGGCCCGGGCGCUCUCUGCAGACCAGGGUUCCUACCGGUGUGUGGUCAGCGAGUGGAUCACAGAGCGAGGCAGCUGGCAGGAAAUCCAGGAAAAAGCUGUGGAAGUGGUUACCGUGGUGAUCCAGCCGACAGCUCUGCAGUUGGUUGUGCCCAGGACAGUGUCUGUGACUGAAGGAAAGGACCUGGACCUUUCUUGCAACAUCACAACAGACCGCGUGGAUGAUGUCCGACCCGAGGUGACAUGGUACUUCAAAAAGACACCCGAUGCCUCCUUGCUUGCCUCCCACAUGCUGGCUCGGCUGGACCGUGACUCCCUGGUACACAGUUCACCACACGUUGCUCUCAGCCAUGUGGAUACCCGCUCCUACCAUCUACUGGUGCGAGAUGCUAGCAAAGAAAACUCUGGGUACUACCUUUGCCUUGUGGCCCUCUGGGCUCCUGGACACAACAGGAGCUGGCACAAGGUGGCAGAGGCCAUGUCUGCCCCGUCUGGUGUAAGCGUGACCUGGCUAGAGCCAGAAUACCAGGUCUACUUGAAUGCAUCUAAGGUCCCUGGAUUUUCGGACGACCCCACAGAACUGCAAUGCCGGGUGGUGGACAUGAAGCGCGUGGAGGCUGGCGUCCGACUUACCGUGUCUUGGUACUACCGAAUGAACCGUCGCAGUGACGAUGUGGUGGCCAGUGAGCUUCUUGCAGUCAUGGACGGGGACUGGACUCUGAGAUACGGAGAGAGGAGCAAGCAGCGGGCCCAGGGUGGAGAGUUUAUUUUUUCUAAGGAGCACACAGACACAUUCAGUUUCCGGAUCCAAAGGACUACAGAGGAAGACAGGGGCAAUUAUUACUGUGUUGUGUCUGCCUGGACCAGGCAGAGAAACAACACCUGGGUAAAAAGUAAGGACGUCUUCUCCAAGCCUGUCAACAUAUUCUGGGCCUCAGAAGAUUCUGUGCUCGUGGUAAAGGCACGACAGCCAAAGCCCUUCUUUGCUGCAGGGAAUACAUUUGAGAUGACUUGCAAAGUGUCUUCCAAGAAUAUUAAGUCACCACGCUACUCUGUUCUCAUCACGGCCGAGAAGCCUGUUGGGGACCUCUCCAGUCCCAAUGAAACCAAGUACAUCAUCUCCCUGGACCAGGAUUCCGUGGUGAAGCUGGAGAACUGGACCGACGCCUCGAGGGUGGAUGGCGUCGUGCUAGAGAAGGUCCAAGAGGAUGAGUUUCGAUACCGAAUGUACCAGACUCAGGUCUCUGAUGCAGGCCUAUACCGCUGCGUGGUGACAGCCUGGUCUCCGAUUGGGGGUAGCUUGUGGCGAGAAGCAGCGACUAGUCUCUCCAAUCCAAUUGAGAUUGACUUCCAAACCUCAGGUCCCAUAUUUAAUGCCUCUGUGCACUCAGACACGCCGUCAGUCACCCGGGGAGAUCUCAUCAAAUUGUUCUGUAUUGUCACUCUGGAAGGAGCAGUGCUGGAUCCAGAUGACAUGGCCUUCGAUGUAUCCUGGUUUGCAGUACACUCCUUUGGCUUGGACAAGGAUCCCGUCCUCCUAUCCUCCCUGGACCGGAAGGGAGUCGUGACUACAGGCCAGAGGGACUGGAAGAGUACUCUCAGCCUGGAGCGAGUGAGCGUGCUGGAAUUCCUGCUGCAAGUGCACGGCUCUGAGGACCAGGACUUUGGCAACUACUACUGUUCUGUGACUCCGUGGGUGAGGUCACCGACAGGUUCCUGGCAGAGGGAGGCCGAGAUCCACUCCAGGCCCAUCUUUAUAACUGUGAAGAUGGAUGUGCUGAAUGCCUUCAAGUACCCGCUGCUGAUCGGCGUGGGCCUGUCUACAGUCAUCGGGCUCCUGUCCUGCCUCAUCGGGUACUGCAGUUCCCAUUGGUGCUGUAAGAAGGAGGUGCGGGAGACGCGUCGGGAACGCCGCAGGCUCAUGUCCAUGGAGAUGGACUAAGCGGCAGCGAAGACAGGGACAGAGGAACAUUGUAGGAAUGGUGGGGGGGUGAGAAGAGGACCAGUGAUAUUUUCAGACAAAGUGUGUUACACUAAAACCAGUCCUCUCUAAUCUCAGGUGGGACUUGGCGCUCUCUCUUUUCUGCAUGUCAAGUUCUGAGCGCGGACAUGUUUACCAGCACACGGCUCUUCUUCCCACGGCACUUUCUGACAUGUAACAAUCGAGUGUGUGUUUCCCCAGCUGCAGCUUUUUAAUGGUUAACCCUGGUCUAAUUAGUUUUCUCCUAGCGGCUUAUUGACCCUCUGAUUUGUGUGUGUUGAUCACUUUUGAUUUGAGGGAUUGCGGUGAGGAAGGGUGAAGGCGUUCAGAGUUGGUCAUCAUGGGUGAGAGGGUACCUGCCCACCUGAGAGCCAGCGUCCACGAGGGACUGGCAUCUGUAGAGU